This is a messenger RNA of Rasamsonia emersonii CBS 393.64, 402 nucleotides long. RefSeq lists its product as uncharacterized. The transcript has 4 exons. Lineage: Eukaryota; Fungi; Ascomycota; Eurotiomycetes; Eurotiales; Trichocomaceae. The coding region runs from base 1 to 402 and encodes 133 amino acids. The record is from RefSeq and is a predicted model, not a curated record.
AUGAACAGUCAAGCUGAAGCUAUAGAAAUCAUCGCAGAAGGUAGCAAUAUCAUGACCGUUUUCCUAAUAGAUUGGGCGGAUGCAACGAGCCUACUGUCUCGGAUGUUCAGCAUAUUCUUUGACGACAAAAGCAGUGGACGGCUGCGAGCUGCUUCCGAGGCAGCGAGUUCUGGAAGUCAAUCGGUUUUAAAAUCUAAGCUGUCUUCUGUGACGGGUCCGUCCGGCGAUGGUCUGAAACCUGACGGGACAUCCCGUACAGAAAUAUCAUGGCACCAGAGCUUGGUAAUCCAGAGAGAAUGCAGGCCCAGGUCGAAUGAGAUAUACCCUCGAAAACAGCAACCAGUUUAUCAAGCAAUCUUGAACGUAGGGCUAGAGGUCAAACUGCUGACGUGGUACCAUUAG